CCUUCAGCAUAUGCAAUGAGGAAGUUAGACAAGGGCGAGUACAUUGAAUUAUGGUACUUCACUAACGAGGGAUUAGAUGAAGCUCUCACCAGAAAAGCUGUCGUCGAGGACGACGCGAUGGUGUUAUCCACACUCGCGGAUGGAUCCAUGGCUUGGAUCACGGCGGCCUUAGCACACAAUGCUUCAUCCGUCAUCAAUGACGAAGACCUCACCUUUGAGGAUUUCUGUCAGGCGUGUCCCAGGUUUAUCACAGUCAUAGAAGAAGCGGACUGGCCAAUGGACCGUGUCAGGAUGCUAGCAAUAUUUUGGAAAAAUAUUCAAGUUCACGAAUUUCGUUCCAUGCGGGACCCGAUGUAG
Suillus fuscotomentosus is the source of this 357-nucleotide messenger RNA. RefSeq lists its product as uncharacterized. Lineage: Eukaryota; Fungi; Basidiomycota; Agaricomycetes; Boletales; Suillaceae. The record is from RefSeq and is a predicted model, not a curated record. The transcript has a single exon. The annotation marks the transcript as partial.